UAGCAGAGCAAGAUGGCGGCCGUCGUAGAAAGAGUUGAUGGAUGUGUUGGGUCCUUCGACUCAGACUCGGUGUCACCGAGACAGUGCAGCCCUCCACCGGACCAGCCACACCAGAACAACCCGCUGCUCGGGCUGCCCAUCGUGGCCAUAGAGACCAUCCUCCACUUCAUGUCUUACGAUGAGAUCAGCCUGCUGCGUGCGGUGUGUAAGCGCAUGGACACAAUCUGCCAGCGGGUCCUGAAUCAGGGCUUCCUGAAGGUGGAGCGCUACCACAGCCUGUGCCAGCGGCAGGUGAAGGCCCAGCUGCCCAGGCGAGAGUCUGAGAGGAGGAAUCAUUCCCUUGCCCGUCACGCAGACAUCCUGGCUGCCGUGGAGACGCGCCUGUCUCUGCUCAACAUGACUUUCAUGAAAUACGUCGACUCCAACCUCUGCUGCUUCAUCCCUGGAAAGGUAAUAGAUGAGAUUUACCGCGUGCUGCGCUACGUGAACUCCACUCGAGCCCCCCAGCGGGCUCAUGAGGUCCUGCAGGAGUUGAGGGAUAUUUCCUCCAUGGCCAUGGAAUACUUUGAUGAGAAGAUCGUCCCAAUCCUGAAGAAGAAGCUGCCGGGGGCCGACCUGUCCGGACGCCUCAUUGGCUCCACACCAGUGGCCGGGCCCUCCACCUCUCUGACCACCAUGUCCCUGCUGGCCAAGAACACACCGUCGCGCUCUGAGAUGACCAAGGUGCAGCAGCAGGUGAAGGUGAACGGUGCAUCCAUGACGGUGCUGCGGCGGGAAAUGCAGGAGAUCCGGGUGAAGCAGCUGGAGCAGCAGAAGCAGCUGCAGGACCAGGAGCAGAAGCUGCAGGAGCAGACGCAGGUGAUCGGCGAGCAGAACGUCCGCCUCGCCGAGCUGGAACACAAGCUCCGCGAACUGAUGGACAGCAGUGCUGCUGCGAUGGGUGGGCCCCGCCCCAGUGCUGCGGCCACCUCCACCUCCAGCAGUGCGGCUUUGUCCUCUACUGCGGCCGGCACGUCUGCAAGUAGCAGCGGAGCCGCAGCCUCUAUAUCCACAGGGCAGGAGGGCGAGGGGGGUGCAUCACUCAAACGCAGCAGAAAGAGCUCAGAGCGCCCCCGACAGUCCAAACGGCUGCGCAGCAAGAAAUAACUGACUGAUCACACCUUCUCCAAUCCCUCGCGUCACCCCCCCACCAACACAUGACCUGUUCUGUCUGUGAGAUGAGUUGGGAGUAUCUCUCUUUGCUUUACCCCCCCCCCCCCCCCCACACACACACACACACCCACUAAUAGGCAGGUGGUCGGGCCUUUGCAGCUCAGACUAUUUAUUGAAGGUGACAUUAAAAUGACUGCAAAGCGUUUUAAUGGAGAAGCUUUUUUUAGAGGCUAUAUGUUUUCAAAGAUGUGGCAUGGCUUAACAGGAACAGGACUGUCGGUAUGUUUGGGUAACUUAAGUCACACUGUACGUGUUAUUGUAGUUUCUGAAAUCAAAUCUACCAAGAGAUAUUAUUUUGGAAAACGUGCACAAUUAAAAAGGAUAUCACAAUAUAAUAACGGACUCAUAACAGUCCUUGCAUCAAGUUUAAUUAUCAUAACCUACAAAAUAAACCAAAUUUAAAGUUGUAUUUUUUGGGUUGUCAAUGAGCUCCUCUCCACUGCCACAUGGGGAGGAGCUUCGAAUCCAUAAACACCUUUUAUACUCACAACGGCUUCUUCUUAACGGUGGCUAAGUGCCAGUGCUGCUCGGCUGCUCAGAUCACUUAAUUUCAGUCUGACCCGCUUUUGAAUAACCAAAAAAAGAAAAGGCUGGGUCAGAGUGUCAGCUGUCAGCUGAGUGUCAGACCGCUGCCGCCCUGAUGGUGCCUAGUGUCCAUGCUUUUGUUUUAUUCAUGGCUGAAACAUGAUGUGCAUCCGUUCCUUUCUGAUCAUACCAGUGCUUUACACAGCUACACACAACACAAGGACCAGGACAGCUUCACGUGCUUACGGUACACUAAGUGUUGCAGUAUUUUGAACCUUCUGGCCUUCUCUCCUUUUAUUUCACUGCAGAACGUGCUGCUCCAUGUUUGAUUAAUGCCUAAAAAUAUUUAGCAAAAUAAGAUAAAUAGUAGUUAAACAAUCAUGCAUUAUUUCAUAUGCAACAUUGAAAUAUGUUGUCAGCAGAGUUUGGUUUUUCCAUAUCAUGAACAAUCUCUUUUGGGGUUUCUAGAAACAGUGAUAGUGUUUGAAGUCAGCGACAUACUACACACAUGACUGCACAUCCCAUGAAUACACAUCACAUGACUACAGAGCACAUCAUUUUAUCUUCCAUGUGAUUGUAAUGUCACUCGUCCCUGCCCCCAUGGAAUGAACACGUAAACAAUUAUUGUUUAAUCGGUAGCUCUUAGUUGUACCAUUGCAUCUCUUUUAUUAUUUUAUCCCACAGUUCAAUAAUUAACCCUUCUGCCUUGCAGUCUGAAGAGCUGCAAUGCAUUGUGGGGCAUUUGAUUAACUUGUGUAAGCUCUGGUCUCAUACUCUGAUAUUCUUGUGAAUCUACUACACAUUCAGGCAGCAACAUACUAAACAUCUGAGUGCUCUAUAUAGUCAACAUCAGAAUCAGUGAGGAGCAUGUUGAUCUGCAGUAAUGCUUUACAGAAACAGGUGUCAUGAUUUAGACUCACACACUCUCUAAUUGUUCGUAGUAAAUGGGCUGAAUCACGCAGUAUGGUCCUAAAGGAAACAAUGCACCAUGAAAGAUGUCUACUGUACAUGUGAUGCGUUCAAAGGCUCUGUUCAUCCAGAUGAUACAUGUUCUCACUCCCUCUGUCGAACUUGGGUCUUUCUUGUCCAUGUGUAGAGAUAUGUCUCAGAGACGUCUGCCCCCACCCGAAAACAACGAAGGAAACUUAACCUGCCUGGACAGAGGGAAGUUAGAAAUUUUAUUUUUGACCCAUCAAAAUUUGUCAUUUAAUUUAUUUUAAAUGUGACUUACUUUGACAGUGAGGUUAAGAUGCUCCUUUCCUAAUGAGGGAACUAUGAGGAUUGUGAGUAGUCUGCGGUGACAGAGGGGGGGGGGGGGGGGGUCAGGACUACUGGGCCUUUCUGCCCCACCUCUUGUGAGGCAGGGUUAGCUCUGAGCCCAUAUUGUGGCUGCACUUUCGUUCUCUGUGUGGAGCUGUUGUGUCUGGAGAACAUGAACAUUGGGUAAAGAAACUUUGGAGAUGCAGUUCAGGUCCUUCUGAACACUAGCAUGUAAUGCCAUGAAACUGGGCCGAAAAACACAAGAAGAUAAUCUAGAGGCUUUAUUUGAGACUGCGUCUCAGUUUAGAAAACUGUACUGUCAUUUUCAUGUAUUUUAAGUCUAGAUUGUGAAUUAUUUCAUGUAUGUAUACCAAGAAAACUAUCCUUUGAGUUGGCUAACUUGGGGCUGACUACAGUUCUGUUUGCACACAUUGCUGUUACAAAUGUACAAAUCAAACCUAUUAAAAACGCUACAUGACUUA
This is a messenger RNA of Eleginops maclovinus (Patagonian blennie), 3479 nucleotides long. RefSeq names its product F-box protein 28 (gene fbxo28). Gene Ontology annotation, molecular function: protein binding. The coding region runs from base 13 to 1146 and encodes 377 amino acids. The record is from RefSeq and is a predicted model, not a curated record. Gene Ontology annotation, biological process: protein polyubiquitination. The transcript is spliced from 5 exons. NCBI's taxonomy places the organism in Eukaryota, Metazoa, Chordata, Actinopteri, Perciformes, Eleginopidae.